Messenger RNA from Eublepharis macularius, 2563 nucleotides. It is a transcript of the gene IFT74, whose product is annotated as intraflagellar transport 74. NCBI's taxonomy places the organism in Eukaryota, Metazoa, Chordata, Lepidosauria, Squamata, Eublepharidae. The record is from RefSeq and is a predicted model, not a curated record. Gene Ontology annotation, cellular component: cilium; intraciliary transport particle B; centrosome. Gene Ontology annotation, molecular function: beta-tubulin binding. Gene Ontology annotation, biological process: intraciliary transport involved in cilium assembly; cilium assembly. The coding region runs from base 313 to 2112 and encodes 599 amino acids. The transcript is spliced from 20 exons.
CGACUGGACGGAACGCAGAUUGGCGUGGUUGCUAUGAGACCGUGGCAAACGCGCCGAGGAGACCGUUAGGUUAAGUCGCUACCUCGUUUACGUGGCGCGCGCCAGGGAGAGGCAGGUAAACUGGACGUUAGAGCGGACCUGGCGCGCGCCCCUAUGCUCAAAUAUGGGGGUGUCGUUCAAUGAGGCGCGCCCGACCCUGCAUUUUGUACAUUCCUCAGGACGGAGAGUCCUGAGGUGAUAAUAGUGUGGAUUGUGUAUCUUGAGCCUGCAAACGGAGGAAUCUCGAAAAAAAAUUAAGGGAAAGAAGAAAAAAUGGCAAGUAAUCACAAGCCUCCAACACCUCGUCCCUCUUCGAGAGCAAGAAUGGGGCUGGUAACCAGACCUUCAUCAUCCUCAUUACGGUCUCCUUCUGUAACCUUAUUGGGUGGUGGGAUCCCUUCAGGCCCAUCUAGAGCUGGUACACGUGGUGGAUCUGUAGGUACUGGAGCAGUGUUCUCCUCACAGAUUAAAGUUGCAGACCGUCCAGUGACUCAGCAAGGGCUAAGUGGAAUGAAAACAGGAAUGAAAGGUCCACAGAGACAAGUUAUGGAUAAAUCUUAUUUCCUUGGAGUGCUUAGAAGCAAAAUAAAUGAACUUACCCUGGAAAUUAACAAGCUUCAGAAAGAAAUUGACAUGUAUAACCAGGAGAAUUCUGUCUUUUUAGCAUAUGAAAAACGGGCAGAGUCUGUAGCUGCUGAGAUCAAAGAAUUUCAAGGACAGCUAGCAGACUACAAUAUGCUUGUAGAUAUGCUCAACACCAACACUGACAUGGAGGACGUCAUGAGCGACUACAACCUAUUGAAAGCACAAAAUGACCGUGAAGCUCAGGGCAUAGACAUCAUUUUCACAGAAAGACAAGCCAAAGAAAAAUUAAUCCAAUCUGUGGAAUAUGACAUCCAGCAGGAAAAUCAGGCAGCAGAAGACAUAAUCAAAAAUAUGACCGAAGAGGAUCAAGCUAAAUACGUGGAGAUGAAAGUGACAAAUGAAAAAAUCUUGCAGGAAUUAUAUGCUUUACAGCAAGAGCUGGAUGCAGUGAAUAUAGAAGAACAAGCGCUAGAAGCUGAAAUAGCACAUUCCCAGGUUAAGCAGGAAGCACUGCAGCUGUAUGAAAAGCUUCAUCAUCUUGAAGAACAGCGAGAGCAAAUGAUUGCAGAGGACAAAAGUAUGGGAUCCCCUCAGGAGGAGAGAGAGAGGUUAUUAAAACAGGUUAAAGAAGACAAUCAAGAAAUAGCAAGCAUGGAGAGACAGCUGACAGAUAUAAAAGAGAAGAUCAAUCAUCUUAACGAAGGAAUGCGACAGCUUGACAUGGACCUAGAGGAGCAUCAAGGUGAGAAAAAUUUGAAAUACAAGGAGUUGAAGAAAAAGGAGGAAAGCAUGGAUAACUUUCUUGAAUCAUUUGAAGACACGAGGAACCAGGAACUGGAAAGGAAAGCACAAAUAGAGGCCAAUAUUAUAGCACUGUUAGAGCACUCCAGCAGGAAUGUAAAUUGUAUGAAACAAAUAUCUUCUGUAACAAAUCAAGAGUUGAAGAUCAUGCAGGAAGACCUUACUUUCAAAUCCAGUGAAAUGCAGAAAUCUCAGAGUACUGCAAAAAACCUUAGUACAGAUAGUCAGCGUCUACAGAUGGAUCUCCAGAAAAUGGAAUUACUAGAAAGCAAGAUGAUUGAUGAACAGGCUUCUCUCAAGGAAAAAAUUGAACAAAUGACCAAGGAUUUAGAACUAUAUAAUAAUUUGCCAGCUCUAAAGGCAGCAGGAGAAGAAAAAAAGCAGAAACUGCAAGAAGAGAAAGAAACCUUAACAAAGCGCAGAGAUGCUUUCAAGAAAAUCAUGGAGCAUCGAAAUGCAGAAUACGAAGACUUGAAAUUGCAGCUGCAGGAAAAUGAAACACAUGCACAGCUUACAAAUUUGGAAAGGAAAUGGCAGCACCAUGAACAAAAUAACUUCGUGAUGAAAGAAUUUAUAGCUACAAAAAGUCAGGAGAGUGAUUACCUCCCCAGAAAGAAGAAUGUGACUAAACAGAUUGCAGAAUAUAAUAAAAUUCUCAUUGAAACUUUACAGAACACCAAGACCUGAAACUAGGCAAUACUUUCAAAGAUGGGAGGACCUAAGUGCUGCGGAAUGCAUAUUGUAGAAACUUCUGAUGCUUCCCCACAACACAGUAGAAGUAUGCAUAUUUCAGUAUGCUGGACAGUAAAACCCAUAAAUUUGGCUUUGACACAUUUAACUCUCCUCAGUGUGACCCUGUAUUCUAAGUUAAAUGCCCAAUGAAGACACCUUACCUUACAAUGUUUUGGCCUAGAUUAGUAAGCAGCAUGAGUUACAUUAAGCAAUAGUAGUAACAGAGGUAGCUGAGCCAGUGUCUUAUCUAAUGAGAAGACACUGGCAUACUCUUCAACAGCCAAAAAUGUUAUGUAUUUGUUUAUAUCCAUGUACAUUACCACACAAUCAAACUUCUGGAAGGUAAGAGUGAAUUGUAUGCAAAAUGUCCUAGAAUUGUUUAACAAGGGAUUACCAAAUAAAUGUA